UCUGCGUACGAAGGUUGCUCUUCGUCUCUGUUUCAUAAAUUCUCAUCAUCUUCUGAGCUCACCUCUUCAAUCUCAUCUCAGCCCUGGUCAAAGGUUAGGUUCUUAUAAUGGGAAGCAAGGGUGGUCGAGUUCCGCUUCCCCAUCUGCGGCACCCUCUUCCAGGUCCGGGCAUGGGGCACCCCGACCCAUUUGGCCCGGGCAUACGCCCUCCGCCGGGCUCCUAUCCUUCUUAUGAGAUGUUGCCUCCACCCGAAGUUAUGGAACAGAAGCUUGCUGCGCAACACGUUGAGAUGCAGAGACUGGUAACGGAGAACCAGAGGCUUGCUGCGACUCAUGGAACCUUGAGGCAAGAACUGGCUGCCGCGCAACAUGAGCUACAAAUGUUGCACGUUCAGAUAGGUGCUAUGAAGUCUGAGAGAGACCAACAGGUGAGAGGCAUGGUGGAUAAGAUUGCCAAGAUGGAAGCCGAUUUGCAGUCAGCAGAGCCUCUUAAAUUAGAGUUGCAGAAAGCUCGAACGGAGGCCCAGAACUUGGUUGCUGCAAGGCAGGAACUUGUUUCCAAAGUUCAGCAAUUGUCCCAGGAUCUUCAAAGGGCACACACGGAUGCACAGCAGCUUCCUGCUCUAAUGUCGGAACUAGACGGCCUCAGACAAGAGUAUCAGCACUGCAGAGCUACUUAUGACUAUGAAAAGAAACUAUACAAUGAUCACCUUGAGUCACUCCAGCUGAUGGAGAAGAACUACAUUACCAUGGCACGAGAAGUGGAAAAGCUCCGAGGAGAGUUAAUGAAUCCUGCUUACGCUGAAAGAAGACCUGUUGCGCCUUAUGGUGGCACUCCUGGAAAUAACGAGAAUGAGGCUUCUGGUCACCUUGUUGGACAAAAUGCUUAUGAAGAUGCCUAUGGUGUUCCCCAGGGACGCACCUCUCUGCCUGCCGGCAGUGCUGGUGCUAGUGCUACUGUUGCUGCCGGAACUCCAACUUAUGGUGGAGCUCAAUCCGGACCUGCUCCUGCGAGACCUGGUUAUGAUGCACCAAGAGGGCCUGGCUAUGAUGCAUCAGGCGUUCCUGCUUAUGAUCCACAAAGGGGAUAUGGCUAUGAACCACAGAGAGGACCUGGUUAUGAUACACAAUUGCAGAGAGGGACCAAUUAUGAUGCACAGAGAACUGGAUACGAUCCACAGAGAGGAUCGGGUUAUGAUGUGCAAAGAGGAGGACCUGGCUAUGAUCCAUCAAGGGUUGGUAAUUAUGAUGCGCAGUUCAGAGGUGCUGCUGGGCCUCAUGGCCAUGUGACGCCCGCAAACCAUGUGCCUUAUGGGUCAGCAACACCACCAAAACCUGCUGCUCGAGGCGGAAACCCUGUUCGGAGAUGAGCUCCAGAGGCAUUGUCCUAAUAUUUAAGACAUCGUGAGAGAUAAUGUAAUUGUUAGAAUACUCUGAAAAAUCAAAAUUGGAUCCUUGAUUAACCAAAUCGUUUGCUUUGCUAAAGUUAUGGACUAUUUCUGGUCUCGGUGUUUGUUGUGGCCUUUGUCUGUAAAUGUUUUGGCAAACUCAGACGGUGUCUACAAAUGAAAAUCAUGUCAUGAUUUGAUCAUGUCAUGGGGACUUUUUUUUUUU
Messenger RNA from Morus notabilis, 1614 nucleotides. RefSeq names its product protein FLX-like 2. NCBI's taxonomy places the organism in Eukaryota, Viridiplantae, Streptophyta, Magnoliopsida, Rosales, Moraceae. The record is from RefSeq and is a predicted model, not a curated record. The coding region runs from base 108 to 1370 and encodes 420 amino acids. The transcript is spliced from 5 exons.